CAGUAACCUUACAUACUACGGAUACCUAGUUUCGAAUCUGAGUCGGGUCGGACCGUGAGCUACAGGCGAGGUAAUAAAAGGGCUGACAUAAAUCCCCUCCCUGUCGUUCUUGGUGGUCAGUCACGUACCUCCACUUCAUCUCAUAUCAGCCAAGUCUCUCUAGUCUCGACCGGAUCGAGGGCCGACGAUCUGGAUGAUGAAUCGGUAUCGAAAUGCCCCCGGGCUAAGAGGCCCUAGCAAGGCCACAGCCAGCACCCUGUGCCAAAAAUGCUUGCAACGAGGGCACUACAGCUAUGAAUGUAAAGCCACCGCGCAGGAGCGGCCUUACAUGUCUCGCCCAUCGCGCACGCAGCAGUUACAGAACCCAAAGCUGCGACCGCAAUUAACGAAUGAUGCUUAUAAGGAUGCCUUACGCACGCAGGAGUCUAAUGAUGCGUCUUUGACCAGGCAUGAGGAAGAAAGAGGCCGCAAGAGAGAUUUAGACCAGGUGGAACCGUUAUACAGCCCAGCUCACCUGUCAAAGCGAGCACGCUCGGCUUCUUCACAUUCAGCAAGCUCUGUAUCGACAAUUUCGACAAAUCGGUCGCACUCCCGGUCGCCUCCCCGCCGCAACGAGCGGACAAGAUCAGUGUCCUCUCGUCCUUCUGGUCACAGAAAGAGGCGCUAUAGUGAUGCAUCUUCCGCUCACUCCGUUGCUUCUUACACCUCGGGAGCAAGAGGUUCCCGGUCCAGGUCGCGUGAGUGGUCAGAUGACAGAAAUACCCGACGGAGACGGCGCGCUUCGAGUCCAGACGAACGAGGACGUUCCAGGAACAUGUCGCGAGAUGGUGGACGAAGGGAUCGGUCUAGAAGCCACAGUGUGGAUCGCAGUCGAAUGGCCAAGAGCAGAAGAUCGGUGAGUCCCUCGCUGGCGACUGGGAGCGACCACCCAGCUUCAAGCCACCGCAAGGCGCAAUCCCGUGCGGAGCCUGUGAGCAGUGGCGGCGGACGUGGCCCCGGUCAGGGUGUUCCUCCGCCCCGGCGGGAAAGAAGUCUCAGUCCCUACAGCAAGCGCAUUGCACUAACCCAGGCAAUGAACCUGGGACGUUAGGGUGCUUGUGGGUUUUGGAUAGAGCAAAAGUCAUUGGGGAAUUUGCGCCGGCGUAUUGGCGUUCUAGCCUCCUAUUAUUAUUAUUGGGACAUUGUAUGAUAGGGUUGCAAAAUCAUUGAGAG
Aspergillus aculeatinus CBS 121060 is the source of this 1212-nucleotide messenger RNA. RefSeq names its product zinc finger CCHC-type containing 10. Lineage: Eukaryota; Fungi; Ascomycota; Eurotiomycetes; Eurotiales; Aspergillaceae. The coding region runs from base 194 to 1090 and encodes 298 amino acids. The transcript is spliced from 3 exons. The record is from RefSeq and is a predicted model, not a curated record.